AUGGACCGCCGCCGCACGCGGCGGGUGCCUACCGACGACGACGGCAGCCCGGACGAGACGGUGCCGAUUAUCACGCGCGAGCAGGGCGGGCACGCGCGCGACUACCAGUCCAUCUCGCCGCAGAUUCGGGCGAAGCACGCGGGCGGGACUGAGAUACCGGGCAAUGGGACCCACCGCGAGCGACAGGAGCGGGAGGCCGAAGCGGCGGCCGUGGCAGCGGAGGCUAAGGAGGGGCGGUGGUGGAAGAAGGUGAUUGAGAAGUAUGGGAGUGUGGAGCUGGAGAACAAGGGGAGCGUGGCUAGGGACCAUUUGGCGUUGGAACGCACCUUCCUCGCCUGGCUCCGCACCUCCCUCUCCUUCGCCAGCAUCGGCAUCGCCAUCACGCAGCUCUUCCGCCUCAACACCGCCAUCGCCUCGCCCAACGACAAGUCCCCCCGCGCAAAGCUCCGCCACGUCGGCAAGCCCCUCGGCGCCACCUUCAUCGCCAUCUCCAUCCUCAUCCUCUUCAUCGGCUUCCACCGCUACUUCGAGUCCCAGCAUUACGUCAUCCGCGGCAAAUUCCCCGCCAGCCGCGGCAGUAUACUGGUCGUUAGUGUGGUGGCCGGCGCGCUGAUUGUCGCGAGUCUGGUGGUCGUGUUGGCGAUUGCGCCGGGGGCGUUUGAGAAGUAG
Mytilinidion resinicola is the source of this 669-nucleotide messenger RNA. RefSeq lists its product as uncharacterized. Lineage: Eukaryota; Fungi; Ascomycota; Dothideomycetes; Mytilinidiales; Mytilinidiaceae. The transcript has 2 exons. The record is from RefSeq and is a predicted model, not a curated record. Bases 1 to 669 code for a protein of 222 amino acids.